GCCGAGGUGCUUCCAGCUCUCCACAAGCGUGCAAGAGACAGCGUUCCCAAGGCCGGCUGGCUGCAGCUGAGGAGACAGCACUCACAGACCCUCCUUUGAUUAGGAUGUGUCCGUGUUGUCAGGGCAACUGUUAACAGCGGCGUAUCAUAUUUUCUCCUCUUGUAUUGCGUGCUGAAUAUUUUAGUGUGCUGUAGCUGGAAGAAGGUUGCAGGGAAGAAGAUGCCGCUGCGAGGAACCUGAAGCUGUGGGCUGGGAUCUGAUUGAACAGGUUAAGACAGCGAAGAGCAGCAUCCAAAGCAAUGUGCCUUUAAUUAGGGCUUUUCUUCAAGGAGGGGAAGGACUGCGAGCCUUUCAGUGCCGACUGGAUGUUGGUGUUUGUCAGCUGUUUGCAUGCUGCUUAUCCAUAGGGGAUCUGUUACAAGUGCUCAAAUGAGCAGACGGCGUUGCAGCUAGCGGCUAAUCAGAGGCUGGAGCUUCUUACUUUUUUUUUGGUUUUUUUUAUAAACAAGAGGCAACAGUAACAUGCCUAGUUCAACUACUGCCCUCCGACAAGAGAGACUGAAGAAAAGUGCCAGGCCAAACCCCCCAGGUUUAUUCACCAUUAAUGAGGAGGAUGAGCAGCAAAAAAAUGGGAAUUCCACAAGACCGAAAGCAACUGAAAGUUCUGAAACACAAGAUAAGAAAGUCACUUCAGGCCAAAGCAACACUGGAACUAAAUCAGAUCAUCCAACAGUACUAAAGGUUGAUGACAGGCAACGGCUUGCCAGAGAACGGAGAGAAGAGCGAGAAAAACAGCUAGCUGCAAGGGAAUCCGUCUGGUUAGAAAGAGAAGAGAGAGCACGGCAACAUUAUGAAAAACACCUAGAGGAACGCAGAAAGAAGCUAGAAGAGCAGAGACUAAAGGAAGAGAGAAGGCGAGCUGCCGUAGAGGAAAAGCGAAGGCAGAAACUAGAAGAAGACAAGGAACGACAUGAAGCUGUUGUACGUCGCACAAUUGAAAGAAGCCAGAAGACAAAACAAAGACAAAACAGGUGGUCCUGGGGAGGAGCCCUACACAACCGCAUUAAUAACACAGAUCGAGACAGGCGGUCUGUUUCAACAAUGAACCUUUCGAAACAUGUUGAUCCAGUCAUAAACAAGCGGCUCUCCUCCUCAUCUGCAACAUUACUAAAUUCUCCAGACAGAGCUCGCCGCCUUCAGCUCAGUCCAUGGGAGAGCAGCAUCGUUAGCAGGCUCCUGACGCCCACACACUCAUUCCUGGCUCGGAGUAAAAGCACAGCUGCAUUGUCUGGAGAUGCAGUUAUCCCCGUUUGUCCCCGUUCAGCAUCUUGCAGCCCCCUCAGUCCUCUGUCCUACAAGGCCAUGAACUGUAGGAAUUCAGGAGAACGAGCAAAACUUUAUGCUUCUACUGAUGCCGUUGGACGUCGGAGAACAACGCACCUUGCAGGGACUGACAAGAGAGAAAAGGACCAUUUGUCAUCCAGCUUCUCAGCCAACUUUAAAGGAGGUCAUUUCACUUCCAGCCUCAAAGCUAGAUCAUCAGCUCCCUCUCCAGUUUGGCAUGCAUCAAAGUCUUUGCCUUUUUUGCCUGGCACGCCGAAGCAGAUAGCUUCCCCUCCUGGUUCCUCCAAAGUUUCCUCUUCUCAGACACGUCCUCCCUCUCCUGGCAACAUCCGGCCCACCAAAAAAGAGAUCAAACCAGAGGGUGAGAAGAAAAGACCAGAAAAGGAGGCUGAAAAGGCCAAUGAGGCGAGGACAGAAGAGAAUAAAGGAACUUCAGCAGGUGCUGGAGAAGCCACCAGUCAGGAGCAGCUCACUGUCCAAGCAGAGCUAACUCAAGCAGCCAGCCCAUCCCUACCUCCUGCUCCACCAGCUCUUUCUCCAGCCCCAGCACCACCCAAACCCUCUGCAGGUACAACUGACCCUGAAGAAGCAACAAGGCUGCUGGCUGAAAAAAGGCGCCUUGCCCGUGAGCAGCGGGAGCGGGAGGAGCAGGAAAGGAGGGAGAGAGAAGAGCUUGAAAGACAAAAGAAAGAAGAGUUGUCACAGAGGAUAGCUGAAGAAAGAGCUCGCCGAGAAGAGGAGGAAGCUCGCAGACAAGAAGCAGAAAAACAAAGGAAGGAUGCAGAGGAGCGGGAAAAGGAGGAACGGCUGCGCCGCCAGGCAGAGGAGAGAGAGCAGAAGGAGAAAGAAGAGAUGGAGCGCAUUCAGAAACAAAAAGAAGAGGAAGCUCGCCAGCGGGAAGAGGCCGAGAGGCUUCGAUUAGAACGUGAAAAGCAUUUCCAAAGAGAAGAGCAAGAGCGCUUGGAAAGGAAGAAGAGGCUUGAGGAGAUCAUGAAGAGAACUAGGCGUGCAGACGCUGUAGAUAAGAAAUCCAAUGACCAGCAAAAUGGACAUAUAUCAAAGGCAAAUAUUACUGGAGAAGCAGUUGCAGCCAGCCCUGCACCUCCCUCGGAGCCUGCAGCAGGGCCCCAGCUCCAGCACGCAGCGCCGCCUCCGCACAACGGGACUCCGGCCGCCUGCACACGCCUGGGGGCUCCCCAGCAGCCCCCCGGAAAUGUGGACAGCAAUCUCAAUCCAGAGGAAAAUGCAAACGAAAAUGGAAUGUCUAUGCAGAAUGAUAACUUUGAAGAGAUCAUGAACCUGCCUAUUGGUUCUAAACCAUCCCGGCUGGAUGCUAUGAACAAUGAUGGAAACAAUAGUCCCGAAAUUCCUUUGAAUCCAAUUCUGGCCUUUGAAGAUAAGGGGACUCUUUUGCCUCAGGUAGAUAGUGUUCAAACACAUCAAACAGCAGAAGUGAUCUGAUUGUUUCUUCUGAAGAACCAAAGGUGAUAUGAGCAUCUCUGCAGUCUGUGGAGUUUCUUCCAUGCUAUGAAGGAGUGUUUUAUUUUUUCUCUCCAGUUUUUUAAAGAUUUCUUGAAUAUCUUUUUUUGGAAGGACUUUAGUAAAACCAGCAGAAGAAAUGAGGGGAAUAGACUUGGAUCACCAUUCUAAUAGCUUUCAUCACUAGAAAAAUCAUGCUUCACGUGUGUUACUUAAUAUGGCUAUUUCCAACAAGCUUUUUUUGUUAGUAAAUGAAUAUUUCUGCAUUCCUUAAGACACAAGACACUGGAAUCUGAAAGUAACAGGCUGAUUUGGGUGGUGGGACUGAUUCUUUUUUGUUUUUAAAAAAGGUGAGUGUUGGUUUAAAAGGCAUAAUUGUAAAAUUGGCAAAGAAUCUUUUACACUUUGUGGUUCUAAUACUUGAAAAAUAGAUUCCUCAUUGCUCUACAAGUAGAGUUAAUGGGGUGUUUUAUUUAAACCUGUUGGUUUAAAUGUUAUUGCAGAGAACUCUAAUUAUGGGGGCAAACUAUAGGCUUCUGUAUCAGGUUCUUGUAAAUGUAAUUCCUACAGGGACAUUCUGUAAACUGAGACGUCACUAUGGUCUUCUCACAUUUUCUCUAAAAACACAAAACAAGACAGGUUUUAAAAUGUGAAAAUUUGAAAGCGUUAUUUUUUCAUUGACAAGAGGAAAACCUAUUGUUCUCCUAGAUGUAUUUAUGAAUUUUGCUCAGUACAGAAAUAAAUCGUUUAAUUGAAUAAAUUAGACAAAUAUGGCAAAAAAGAUACUGCAAACUUGAUUUUUUUUUUUAAGUUACAUCCAUGUUCACAAUACUAUAAAAGAUGUGUAUGCAUAUGUGCACAUGUGUGCACACACAUACAAGGAAAUACCUUGUUCUGAGUCCUGUAAAUUGCUGCUGUUCCCAAUGAUGGAAGACUUUUCCUUUGCCUUAUCAGACUAUUGAAGACUGUGUGAAACCUGGGAUAUUUGAGUUUUGGAUGAUGAUGCAGGUUUGGGGAUUUUUGGGGUUUGCUCGUUUCAGAGCAAAUGGAAAAUGGUCAUUGUGCUUUUUUAUGUAGUGUGUGGUUUUUAUAAAGCAGUGCAGUUUGAGUUGUAAGAGGAGUGAUGCAGGUUGCUUUCUCUUUAGUUUGAUGCUGAUUUCUACUGUCAUUCGUUGUUCCACCCCACAGUUUUGGUUGCUGUUGUGCAGAAUUGUAAAAUCUUGCACGUUUUUUGUGCUUUGCUAAACAAUGCUGUUGGAGGCAGAGCUCACUCUGGGUGUUUGAGUUUGAAGCAUCACCGAAGGCUUGAGGCAUUGCUCUCUGAAUCAAUGAGAAGAUCCUUGGGUAGGGGAAAUGGAGGUUCAUGGGCUCUCAGCUCUUGCUAACAGAGAAUGUACCAUUAAGAUUCCUGCACUUGCCUUUAGUGAGCACUGAGCGAGGCCACUAGGAAGCUGUGCAGAAAAUCUGUGCUAGCCGAAGAAAGCCUCUGAGAAAAAAGCUGAAGAAUUUUUGAAGAAAUUUCUGCUGCUGCCAAGUGUUCAUCUUAUUGAGGAGAUGGGAUAAAAGCAAUGGAAAUAAAAUGAAAGAGACUUCAUCUGCCAGAGUAUUUAUGGAAGGGAAAAAACAGCCAUUCAGUCAGAGUGCUUUCAAUAGUAACUUGUGACACAGUAAAAUGAAUUGGGUUCCUUUCUUGCUUUCUUUAGUUUUCCAUGUACAUAGCCACAAUAUUUUGAAGUGUCCAAAAUAUGUAGUUUUUCUUUAAAACUAUAUAUAGCAUGUAAGUACCAAAUAAAACCUGUUUGAAAUAUUUA
Molecule: messenger RNA, 4634 nt
Organism: Hirundo rustica (Barn swallow)
Lineage: Eukaryota; Metazoa; Chordata; Aves; Passeriformes; Hirundinidae
Gene: MAP7
Product: microtubule associated protein 7
Exons: 18
Coding region: 523-2805 (760 amino acids)
Biological process (GO): microtubule cytoskeleton organization
Cellular component (GO): microtubule cytoskeleton
Source: RefSeq, a predicted model, not a curated record